Theileria equi strain WA is the source of this 1152-nucleotide messenger RNA. RefSeq lists its product as hypothetical. The record is from RefSeq and is a predicted model, not a curated record. Gene Ontology annotation, cellular component: Set1C/COMPASS complex. The transcript is spliced from 7 exons. The coding region runs from base 163 to 1152 and encodes 329 amino acids. Gene Ontology annotation, molecular function: transcription cis-regulatory region binding. Lineage: Eukaryota; Apicomplexa; Aconoidasida; Piroplasmida; Theileriidae.
AUAGUUUUGAACUUGUGUUCUUCCAGAAGUUUUGUACAUCCUAUCAAAUUUGGAUUAAAAUAUUGUAUUCUUAACACAUUGGGUUUUAUAAGGAUAUACGUGAACUGCUCUUCAUCCUUAACCUUUAAAUGCUCCCAGAAGACUUUCUUAAGCACAAAGUACAUGGAUCCUGUCCCCUCAAUACUAGAACCUCCUACUAGCAUUAGUAACAAAACUAAAAACAUUGAUCUUCUUUUCGAAGCCAAAAAACUAAAGAUCUAUUGGAAGCCGGAUUUAGAAUACAAUUGUCUGGACCAUAGAUACUCAUCUUGGGAAACCGGAGCAAGAAUAUCGCAAGACAGACUAACAUUUAUUGGAACUAAACAUUGGUCCACUUCACUAACUCGUGGAUGUGCGGAUGCUGGUAAAUGGUAUUUCGAAUGUACCAUAAAUCAACCAGACAAGAACUGGAAAACAUUUAAAGUACGUGGCUGGGAUGGAAAUUAUAAGGCAGUAGAGGACUUAAUAGAGGAUUUUCCUGAUUUGAGAAAUUCCUUGCAACCAUCAGUUAGAAUAGGUUUUGGUACGAGACUCGCUCGCCUCGAAAGCCCAAUCGGAGAUAAUCCAUUUGGAUGUGCAAUUUUGCAGGACUCUGGCGGAGUUAUAAAUGAUGGCAUUGUUAAGGAAAGUGAAAUCUGUAGUGAACUAAAUGUUGGUGAUGUGAUAGGGUGUGCUAUAUCACUCAAAGAACCAAAAACUAUUCUUCCUGAUCCACGUGGGAAUGUUCACCUAUGGCCAUUUUUAAGAAAAGGACUCCUUACGGACGUGUCUAAUCAAACCUCAAUCAAUGAGGCCAAAAUAUUAAAUGAAGGAUCCUUUUAUCAGGUUUCCGUUAAUGGAAUAUGGUCUAAAAAUGUAAUGGAAGAUAUAUACUGUGUAGAGUACCAUCCAGGAAUCUCUACAUUUAUGGGUGGGUCUGCCACAAUAAAUUUGGGGCCUAAUUUUGUUCAUUCACCUCCGGAUGAAUCCUUCAGGAAUGCUCUGGAAAUGGGUAAUUCUCGCUAUCCUUGCAAAGAAGACCUGAUAAAAUUUUGGCUUUUGGGGGAUACAUCGGUAUUAUCUACAAACGCAAUAAUAGUGAGAGGAUAUACUGAAACAGCCAGUGGAAUUUAA